AUGGCAGCCUUGGCAGAGAUCGCACUCUCCCCCUCUAUCUUAGUGUACCUCAUUCUAAUCUACGUCAUUAGCAAUGCUGUGAGCUUCGUCCUCAACACCCUUAGGCCAAGAGCCUUUCCACCAGGACCAAAGCCCGCGCUUGGCGUCGGAAACCUCCUUCAGCUCGAUAGGGCGUUUCCUUUCCUCACCUUCGGCUCCUGGUCCAAGAAAUAUGGCGUCGAUACUCCCUUAGGGAUCAAGAGAGGCGCUGCCAACGUAGUCGUACUAAACAGUGGCCGCCUCGUUCAUGAGUUGUUCGAGAAGCGCGGCGCCGUGUACGCGGACCGGCCAUGGAUAUACAUGAACACCUGGGUCUUUCAGCAUGACCUACGGCCGGCCUUAUUCUACAACAGCUCCGCCUAUCACACGCGCUGGCGCAGGGAGUUCAAUAAUAACUUUGGUCCUACCGUCAUCACACGGCUCCGCCCAGUCUUCGAGGCCGAAGCGGCUAGGCUCCUGGUAAAGUUGAUCGAGUCGCCGGGCGCGAGGGGCCAGCAGUUUGAAGACAUGCUCGUAUGCUGGAUGAUCAGCGUGUCGUCUCUUGGUGUUUGCGGUAGACGCCCAGACUACAUGGACGAUCACGGAUUCUCGAUCAAGCAUUUCACUAGCUGCAACGAGGCUUACGCGGCACUUCUCGCCCCCAGUGCAAAGGAUCUCUUGCCUUUCUUGCGCUAUCUUCCUAGUUUUCUCGGCAUGUCAGAGUGGAAGAAAAAAGCACUGACCGUGCGAAACGGGGUGAUCGCAGUGGGAGACCAGUUCCUGAGUGCUGCUAAAGAGCAGCGCGCGGCUCUGGACGAGGGCAAGCCUAUCGCGUGGGAAAGCGUGCUAGCGAGAAUGUUGAGGGAGAAGCGAGAGAAGGGAGAAACCAUGUUUACAGAGAGGGACAUGGGAAACGCGGCUUUCCACAUCGUGGCGACUUCUACGAGUGCUCCGAUCGCGUAUUUCCAGACCCUGCUGAUGACUCUAGUCAAGUUCCCUGAGGUACAGAAAAAGAUUAGGGAUGAAGCACUUACGGUUUCGGGAGGCGGAGUACCCAUGGCUACUGAUAUACCACAAAUGAAAUACCUGGAGGCAGUUUGGAAUGAGGUCCACCGCUGGCGUCCCGUCGCCCCUCAAGCGGUUCCCCACGUCCCAACCCAGGACGACGUCUACAACGGCUACCAGAUUCCCAAGGGUACCACUGUCAUUAUGAAUGCCUGGCAGAUCCACCAUAACGAGGACGACUACGAGAACCCAGACAAGUUCGACCCUGACCGCUACUUACGUCACCCACUGGGAAUGCGCACGGACAAGGCGCAUGACCCGGCUGUCAUGGAAGCCUGGGGUGCGCGGCCGCAUUACGACUUCGGCGCUGGGCGAAGGAUCUGUCCCGGAAUGUAUCUUGCAAAGCAGAACUUUCUUCUCGGUCUGGCCAAGAUGCUCUGGGCGUUUGAAAUACGCUCAGCGGAUAACAAGGAGAUAGAUCUGAGUGUUGAAACCGGGCUUGUUCAGGGGACAGCUUUACACCCGAAGGACUUCGAUCUCACCCUGAAGUUGAGACAGGGACGUACGAAGGAGGAUAUCAUGAAUCAUUAUUAUCAGACCUAUGAGGGCGAGGCAGAAAUCAUGGGCUGGAAGAACGGUGAGUUCAGAUAA
Xylaria bambusicola is the source of this 1674-nucleotide messenger RNA. RefSeq names its product cytochrome P450. The transcript is spliced from 2 exons. Lineage: Eukaryota; Fungi; Ascomycota; Sordariomycetes; Xylariales; Xylariaceae. Bases 1 to 1674 code for a protein of 557 amino acids. Gene Ontology annotation, molecular function: monooxygenase activity; heme binding; iron ion binding. The record is from RefSeq and is a predicted model, not a curated record.